Molecule: messenger RNA, 4210 nt
Organism: Physella acuta
Lineage: Eukaryota; Metazoa; Mollusca; Gastropoda; Physidae
Product: inositol-pentakisphosphate 2-kinase
Biological process (GO): inositol phosphate biosynthetic process
Cellular component (GO): nucleus
Molecular function (GO): ATP binding; inositol-1,3,4,5,6-pentakisphosphate 2-kinase activity
Source: RefSeq, a predicted model, not a curated record
UGUGAUAAGCAGGGUCGCAUUUUGUUAAAAAUACAAAACAAAAAAUAUUUUCUUAAUGAAUUUUGGAAUGGAACGAUUCUUUGACUUGGAAUAUAGGGGCGAAGGAAACCGAUCAAUGGUAUUCGCAAACCCACAGACAAAACAAGUGUACAGAUUAGUUAAACAAAAUGCUACUCAGAAGAUAAGAGAUCACUUGUUGAAUGGUGUUGGUAAAUCAUAUGGCGAGAAUAUUCAAAAAGCUGUGUGUAUGGAAUUGAGGCAAGUUAUCAGUUACAUGAAGAAUAUUAUGAGGCCUCUCCUGUCUGAUCGAUAUGUUGUGAUACCUAAACUCAUUUUAUUGCCAAAAGGAUUUGGAGAAAAAGCUGUGGAGCUAGCUGGUCAAGCUAGGCCAGCUCACAGGAAGAAUUCCCACAGAGACAUCGUCGACACCCAUGUUCAGUGUGCCUUGGUCCUCCCAGACUGUUGUUUUGUCUGCAACCCCACCUCUGGCAGCUCGGAAGGGCACCCUGGCACCAAUCAUCAAGCGGACGAAAACACCUGCAACAGACAGAACCCAAUGAUCAAAAUCAUCUCCACCGACAGCCUGCGGCGCAGCAGCAGCAGCUGUUCUGGGGACAGCCAGGAUUCCAGCACGCAAACAGACCAGUUCAACGACAGCCUGGAAACACAUUUCUCCCUGGUGGACGACGAGGACGAUGCCCUGUCGUUUCAGUGCGUGUACGGUGGGGAGGAGCUGGAGGAUUCCGCACCACAUAUAUGUGAUGAGGGCGGUUCUAGAAAAAAUAUCCCCUGUGGUCAGUUUUACAUUACGGACGCUGGUAAUUCAAAGGACGAGUUCAGUAAAAACUUGAAGGAAAGUAGAGAUGAUUCGAGCUACACACUCAGCAUUGAAAUAAAGCCUAAAAAAGGUUUCUUGAAAAAAAUGGAUACUUCCUCUAUUGAAGAAAGUCAAGUCUGUCGCUUCUGUAUGCAUCAGUAUUUAAAAAGAAAAUCUGGUCAAUGGCCGGAGACAAGCGGCUACUGUCCUCUCCACCUCUUCUCUGGGAACAGAUCAAGGAUGAAGCACGCCCUAGAAUCUUUAAUCAAGACACCCCAGAACAAUUUAAAGAUCUGCAAGAAUGGAAGAGAAGUGUAUGGAUCUGAGAUCCGGCAAGACUUAAGUGCAAUAUUAAAAGGCUGGUUUCCUAUCAACCCCAACAGAAGGCCAGGACUGGUGAGUGUGUUCCUGGAUCUAGUCAUAGAGAUCCUCCUGAGUCCACCCAACAGUGAGGUCAGCAGGCCCCACUCCAAGAGACAGGUCAUCAUCAACCAUGGCCUGCAGAAAUGUGAUAGCCGACCUUACAUUGAUUUUGAUCAGGAUCAAUCUGAGGGUCUGCCAGAGUUCUGUGUUUUAGAAAGGAUCUACACAUUGCAGUCAUUAGAUGAUCUGGAUAUAGAAGGGGUUUACCCUUUGUACAAACAGCUGAAAGCAAAACUGGAUGUAGCUCCACAUUUAAUGAAAAAAUGGUGUUUAAAUGGCCCUUAUGAGGAUGUGUCUUGGUUAGUAGGUCACCCUGGUGAAGAAUUAAGUACCCUUGACCCUUCUUCAGAUGAGUAUGCAGUCCAUAAAGUAAGGCGGUUUCUUGUGUCCAAGACGUUGCAGGAUUGUUCAAUCAUAGUGGCUAUUAAGCCUGCUAAAAGCAUAGACAGCAGGCAAGAUUUUUUAAGGUUUGAAGGCGACCUGUACGCCUUCUCCAUCAGUGUGGUCGACCUUGACCCCAAACCUUUUGAGAAGGUCAACACCUAUUACAGGCAAGCCUCUGACAUUGCCAAAACAUUCGCCGAGAAAUCUUUUGGAGUACACCGAGCCAACUAAGUAUGAUCUGUCAAGGAAGGGCCAAACCUCCGAUGGAGUACACAGCCAUCUAAGGAAUGUGUCUUGGGGAAGGGCCAUGUCUUAUAGUGUAUCAUGUCAAGAUAAGCUUUUGUAUAUUGACAGUAGCUUUAUCAUCCACUGAAUCGUGCAAUACUUAAGGGAAUCAAAAUAUUACCUAAUAAAGUGCUUUACCCUGUCUUAUCGGAUCUAAAAAAAAAAUUGCAUUGUAUUUUGUUUUUGUUUUUUUAUUUUAUUAUCUACUGGCAAAUUGUAAUAUUUCAAAUUCUUCUUGAUACAUUGUUUAAAAGAUAUUUUUUUUUAAGUUGUAUUAAAUCUGUUAUUUAUUUACUUUGUUGUAUUUGUGAUGUUUUCCUGUACGUAAAGCCAAAAUGCUAAUAAGUCCUAUUGUGUACUUAAUAGUGAGAUCAUAAUUUGUACAUUUAUAGACAUUUUUCAUGUUUUUUUUUCCCAAUUGUCAAGCUUGUAAAAUUGAACAAGGAGUGAUUUAGAUGUUGGCUGAGUUUUCUGCAUUAUUUCAUAAUGUUGUAAAUCUGAAAUAUAAACCUGUUUGUGAUUUUUUUCUUCUGUUUUUUUCAUUGCUCAUGUGUAAAGAGUUGAAAACAUUUCCUAUCUCUCCUUUUUGUACCAUAAAAAUGUUGGACUUAUUCAAGUGUGUAACUAUUAGCUAGCAAAGCUGGAAGAUGACAGGCUACAUCAUGUUUAGUAUAGAACAAACAUAGAUCAUUUAGUAAUUAUAGAAACAAACAGAUAAUUUGAGUGUAUUAUAGAAACAAACAGAUCAUUGAGUGUAUUAUAGAAACAGAUCAUAAGUGCAUUAUAGAAACAAACAGAUCAUUGAGUGUAUUAUAGAAACAAACAGAUCAUUGAGUGUAUUAUAGAAACAAACAUAGAUCAUUCGGUGUAUUAUAGAAAGAAACACAGAUCAAGUGUAUUAUAGAAACAACCAUAUCAUUACAAGUAUUAAACAUAUUAAGAACACCAUGGUUUUUUUCUUUUAAAUCAGUUGUAUUUUUUCCUGUGCUUUAACCUCAUGCCCAGACUCCUUUAGUGAAUUGUAUAUUUUUUUUGUCAAAAAAAGCAUUAAAAUAGAAAAAACACUAUUUGUUUUUUUAGUCAUGCAUAAUUUUUACAAGUCAUUUCUCUUUGCAUUGCAACUUUAAAUUUUAUUUAUCUCAUUGAUGCUCAUUCCCAAAGUUUAAAAAAAAAAUGUCUUUAUAUAAACCAGAUAUGUAAAUUAGUCUCAGUGUAUUUAUCUUAUCAAAAGUUUCUCUCAUCAUCUUGUGAAAGUCUUCCCUUUAUAGAAUAACUACCUUACUGUCACCUGUAAGCUUUGGUCGCCUACCCCACAUCUCUUCUUUCAGUUCUUGAAUGCCAUACAUGUUUUUUUUUACCCUCGCCAUUCCAUGUUGCAUAAUUUUUUUUUAUAUAGAACAUGUUUGUUUCAAGCUUAAUGUUAUUUCUGUAUUCUAAAUGUAAAGAAGUGUAGACGGAUGAAAGAAAUGGUGUGCUGGUUUUUAUCUGUGUGCGUAUAUUUUUGUUUUUUUUUACUAAUAAUUUAGUUUUACUGAGAAAAAAUGUAUACAAAGGAAAUAAGGUAUUAGAAAUAAUCAUAAUGAAAAUAUAAACUAAAGUUGGUUUUUAAAAUAAUUAUUUUAGUUUUUUUUUUAAAGUUUUAUCUAGUCUUGUAAAACCAAGCUAACAACUUGUAACUCCAGAUAAUUCUGUUUUCAUUGUGCGAAAAAACAGCUUUCAACUCCAGCUAAUUCUGUUUUAAUUUUGCAAAAAACAACUUGUAACUCCAGAUAAUUCUGUUUUAAUUGUGCAGUAAACCAACAUUGCCUGUGGAACUGGUGUCUACAAUGUUAAUCUGUUAUUUGUUAUAUCAAUGUUAAUCUGUUAUUUGACUGCGGUUGAGAUAGAUUUCUCAAACUAAUCUUUAUACUUUGGCAAAAUUAACACCCAAGCUUCAUAUGAUGAAUUCCAGUAAACUGUAAAUGGCUUAGAUUUUUUAAAAAGAUUUAAAAUAGAUAAAAAUGAAAAAUAAAACUUAUAAAUUAUUUAGGUUAUUUUUAAGAUUUUGAUAAGAACAUUCAAAUGUUUUGUGUAGCUAUUUUUAACCCUUGGAAGUUUACCAACAAUCAGUCCCACACAGUUGACUAUCUUGUGCUGUUUCUUUCUCCAUUUAUCUGACAACAGUUUUCUUAUAACAUGCUUUACUGGAACAUUUGGUAUAAAAAAAUGUUCAUUACCCUGUUCAACAGCUCUUUGUUGCAUUAUCAAGCCUAUUAAAAGACCUUCAUGUUUCCUUCCAUUUUGAAACUGUUACACCACCAC